GAUACGAGUUAAGAAGAUACGAACCGUCGCUGUGGGUCGGGACACGGAAUGUAAUGUCUUAUUCCUGGAGAGACUCGUCUUUCUCUAAGUUGUUUUCCUACAUUUCCGGGAACAAUGAAAGAGGGCUGAAGAUUCCUAUGACUGCCCCUGUGCUAAGUAUGUAUACUCCUGAGAGAGGAAUGUUUAAUAACCAAUGGACCAUGUCGGAAAUGCUGUUUAUGGUCCCCCAUAACAUGAGGCGGUACGCCCCCCAACCAAACGACCCCACAGUGUACCUCAAGAUGCUCCCCGAAAUGGACGUCUACGUCAAAUCUUAUGGUGGAUACUCGAAUUACAGGACAAAGCUUGCGAAAUUCAGAGAACUGAAGAAUGAAAUAGAUAACAGAUAUCUAUAUAAUAACAAUGCUUUCCUCUCUGCUGGGUACAAUGGUCCAUCAGACCCCUACAACAUGAGGCACAACGAAAUAUGGCUGGUCGCCAGGCGCUAAUUCUGUCAUGUGUAAUUUGAUUGUUACAUCAAACCGAUACAAAACUGUGCACCAAGCAGUGAAACAUGCCAAGGAACUGUAGUUGAAUAUAGAUCAUUGCAAUGAUGUUUUUUUUUAUUUCAGAAGAAAAAAAAUGCAAUAAAGAUAUAUCCAAUUAAA
Messenger RNA from Saccostrea echinata, 647 nucleotides. Its product is annotated as heme-binding protein 2-like. The transcript has 3 exons. The record is from RefSeq and is a predicted model, not a curated record. The coding region runs from base 54 to 488 and encodes 144 amino acids. Lineage: Eukaryota; Metazoa; Mollusca; Bivalvia; Ostreida; Ostreidae.